This is a messenger RNA of Rhinolophus ferrumequinum (greater horseshoe bat), 3918 nucleotides long. Its product is annotated as zinc finger protein 665-like. Bases 357 to 2111 code for a protein of 584 amino acids. The record is from RefSeq and is a predicted model, not a curated record. NCBI's taxonomy places the organism in Eukaryota, Metazoa, Chordata, Mammalia, Chiroptera, Rhinolophidae. Gene Ontology annotation, biological process: regulation of cytokine production; negative regulation of transcription by RNA polymerase II; regulation of immune system process. The transcript has 6 exons.
GGAAGCAGCUAAGGCGGAGAGAAGGUCGGGUUGGCGCCGUGACUUUCGGUCUUUCUGGUUUAAACCUGAGCGUCUCAGUCCACGGUCCCGCACACGUGACGCCUGGGGGUCACUACGGACAUUGAAGUCCCCGCACCAGCGCCCCACACAGCGGAGCUCCUUGUCCCUGACUGUCCUGGGACACAGGACAGGAGGAGGCAGCAUUUUCAGCAUUUCAAGGUCCUGCCUGUCAGUUUGGAGGAAGCAGAAGAAGGGCCUGUGCCUUCGCCCUUGAAGGCACAUUCUCAAGAUGCAGAAGUGAUUCCUCCCCAGAAUUUUCCUGAGGAAACAACCCGGAGCAGGAGGACGAGGACGAAAUGGCCGCUUCUCAGGGACGGUUGACAUUCAGGGAUGUGGCCAUAGAUUUCUCUCAGGAGGAGUGGGAAUGUCUGCACCCAGCUGAGCGGAAACUGUACGUGGACGUGAUGCUGGAGAACUACAGGAACCUGUGCUCCCUGGGUCUUGCUGUCUCUAAGCCAGACCUGGUCAUCUUUUUGGAGAGAAUGAAGUUGGCCUGGGAUGUGAAGCGAAAAAAGACAGUGUCCAUCCACCCAGUUAUGCCUUCUGAAGACACACAGGGCCUGUUGCCAAAACCGGGUAUAGAAGACUCAUCCCACAGAAUGCUUCUGAGUACGUGUAAUGGAGAGAGAAGUUAUCAGUUCAAUGAAUCUUGGAAAAACUUUAGAGAAGGGUCAAAUCCUGAAAAGCAUCAGAGAACUCGGUACCCAGAGAACCAUUGUCCAUGUGGGAGUGCCUUUGAUCAAAGCUCAAAUCUUACACAUCAGAAUAGUCAUAUUGUAGAGAAGACAAACGAAUAUAAAUGUGACAAAUCUUUGAACCGAUCUUUAAAUCUUACUGAACAUGAGAAUGUUCAUACUGGGGAGGAACCUUUCAAAUGUAAUCCGUGUGGGAGAGUCUUUACUCAAUUACCCAAUCUGUUAAAAAGAUGUAAGAAAAUUCGUACUGGAGAGAGGCCUUACAAGUGUAGAGAAUGUGGCAAAGCCUUUAUUCGGCGUUCACAUCUUACUAGGCAUGAGAUAAUUCAUACUACAGAGAAACCUUACAAGUGUAAACAAUGUGGCAAAGCCUUUAAUGUGCGUUCACAUCUUACUAGACAUGAGAAAAUUCAUACUGGAGAGAAGCCUUACCAUUGUAGAGAAUGUGGUAAAGCCUUCUUUUGGAGUUCUAGUCUUACUCAACAUCAGAAAAUUCAUACGGGACAGAUGCCUUACAAAUGUGAGCAAUGUGGCAAAGCCUUUCACUGGCGUUCACAUCUUCUUCUGCAUGAGAGAAUUCAUACUGGAGAGAAGCCUUACAAAUGUAGAGAAUGUGAAAAAGCUUUUAUGUGCUGUUCACAGCUUACUAUACAUAUGAGAACUCAUACUGGAGAGAAGCCUUACAAAUGUAGAGAAUGUGAAAAAGCUUUUAUGUACUGUUCACAGCUUACUACACAUAAGAGAAUUCAUACUGGAGAGAGUCCUUAUAAAUGUAGAGAAUGCGGUAAAGCUUUUACUCACCUUUCAAAGCUUGUUGUACAUAAGAAAAUUCAUACUGGAGAGAAGCCUUACAAAUGUGAACAGUGUGGCAAAGCCUUUAUUCAGCGUUCAUAUCUUGCUGCACAUAAGAAAAUUCAUGCUGGAGACAAGCCUUUCAAAUGUAGAGAAUGUGGUAGAGCCUUUACUCGGUGUUCAUCUCUUACUAUACAUGAGAGAAUUCAUACUGGAGAGAAGCCUUACAAAUGUAGAGAAUGUGGUAAAGCCUUUACUCAGCGUUUAUAUCUUACUGGACAUGAGAGAAUUCAUACUGGAGAGAAGCCUUAUCAAUGUAAAGAAUGUGGUAAAGCCUUUACUCAGCGUUCAUAUCUUACUAGACAUGAGAGAAUUCAUACUGGAGAGAAGCCUUACAAAUGUAGAGAAUGUGGUAAAGCCUUUAUUCAGCGUGCACAUCUUACUGUACAUGAGAGAAUUCAUAGUGGAGAGAAGCCUUACAAAUUUAAACAGUGUGGCAAAGCCAUUACUCAUCAUUUACAGUUUACUCAACACAUGAAAAUUCAUAAUGGAGAGAAACCUUAAAACUCAAGAAUCCGGGAAACCCUGUAGCUAGAUCUACAGCCUCACUCAAUUUCAGAGAAAGCUUACUGUGGAGAAAUCUACAUAAUAAACGAUGAAAGCACUUGGUUCUGAACACGCACUUCUAGAAAACCAACAGAAUUCAUGUUUCAAAGUAACUUUAAAGAUGUAAAAAAACUGUAAUCCAAAAUAAAAUCUCAAAUACCACAAAAUUGACAUUAGAAAGUAGUAAGUGAAGAACACUUUUCAGAUAUCACUCUAAAUCAGAAUACUUAUAAACAAUAACCAAAUGUUAAAAAACUUGUUUAAUAUGAUUGAAAGUAUCAAGGGCAUGGAUGUUGGACAGGUAUAAUUAUUUACAAUGAGUCUUUAUAUAUUGACAGUACUUGACGUUUAUUGAAAAAGAAAUAUUAAUGUGAUUCUAAUAUGAAGUUACUUGGUGCUAUGUUUUUACACCUAGUGUGUGUGUGAAUCGUGGGUUGAUUGUUGCUGCCUCAACAAUUGAUUGUUGAUUGUUGAGAACCCUCGUAUGUUGGUGGGAUUCACUCAGAUCUUCUCAGACUCAGAUGCACUCAGACUGAGGGCACUGUAAUAUAAAUGUAUGUAGAAAAUCUAUGUAGAGAUGCUGUUUGAUUGACUUAAAUGUUGAUGUAAGUCACCAUGAAGUAGGUGUUCAGGGCAUUGUUCUCUGCAUUAAUGUAAGACAGAAACAUUCUGAAUUUUAACUAGUUUUGCCCAUUGCGGUUUAAGGAAAAUAGGUGGCGGUUCAUUAAAACCAUGAUGUGUUUUUGUAGUAGCCAAAGAUAGGAGUUGUUGAGUUUUAUUUGAUGUGGUUGAAAUAAAGAAGUCCUCAGAGGUACCUGAGAAAAGGACAGAAACUCAUCCCUAAGUGCAUAAUUAUUGUACAUUCAUGUUUCCUAAACAAUGAGCCUCAGUCUUCAAACUCAUGGAAAACAGCUCUAAGGUUACUAUAUCAGAACAACCAGAAUGCUGCUUAAAUGCUUAUUAUCUGUAUUUUCUCCAUGGGUCCUACAGGUGGUUUAGACUAUGUGUGGACGUAUAUUUUUAAUAAUAAAGGUGAUUGAUUUGUAACGUACUACUAACGCUGAUCUGUAAUGAAUGACUGGUUUUCCUGCCAACUACGUUAACCUCUCCCACCUUAGUCAUGGUUGUAAUCAACAAUGCACUAUUUGGUGAUGCAGUGGAAUGACAGCAGUAGGAAUCCCUUUUUCCUGUGGUUUUAAUCUGCAAAUAAUGUGAGGCCAUUUCCCCCAUAAUUGAUGUAUCCUCUUCUGAUUGUAACUAGUGGAGAAUUAUUACAAUAAAGAUACAGUACUUCUGUAGAGAGUUUAGCUAAACUACCAUAUUGCUGCCUCAGAAUCCAUGUUGUGUAGCCAAGUUGCCUUGAAGUGACACUGGACCCUCCCACUAGUGCAUACACUAGACAACAGGUCACAGACUCACAAGUAAAUGUAAGUUCACUAUAGGACUUCUCCAUCAGCCCUUGUGAGCAACAGUGUCCCCUGCCUCUGAGGGACUUCACCUUGUAUACCCCCGAGAUAGAUCCCUGCAGAGCUUACCAAAACCUUGCUGUUUUUUGUUUGAAUUGAUCAAUGUGGACUUAGCUUGAGAACCCCAAAGCACUGCUCUCAUAGACCUUAAUAAAGGCAUGUGCCAUGGCUUCUGCCCUUCUCUGGUGCAUCCUGCCUCGGCCUUGCCAUGUAGCCCAUCCAGAUGUGCUGUGUCCUUCCUGCAGGACCCCCGUGAGGAUAAGAAACUGUCUGUGGUCCUUUUUUUACCCCCUCUCCUG